UCCAUUACAGUGAAUCAGUAACCAAGGACCAUAUGACCCCUGCUCAGAGGGACCUGAACAGGAAGGUGAUCCUGGCAAAAUAAAGGAAUACAGCCUCCCUAGUUCCCCCUGCCUUUGAACACUUCCUCUUCCAUGUGAGACCCUGUUGUCUACCGCAUCUUGUCAUCCUUGGGUAGAUCUCCUUCGCUAGUAUGGAGAUCGGGUGACGUGUGUAACUUCUGUUUCUUCUGUCAGAUGGGGAAACUGGGACCGAGGAGGUAUUGAUUCCAAAGUAUUGUUUCUGAGCCAUCAGGAUCUCAUACUUUGAAGAGAACCCCAAGGAGGUUUUGCCAAGGAAGUCAAAAUCCAGAAAGCUCCAGCGAAGGGAAGGAGGAGACUCAAAAGGCCACUGGGAUGCUCCAAGCCAGAGAAAAUGAGGAGAAAGACAAGAAGCUUCAAACACAAGACAGUUAAAGACAAUAAGACACUCACAGGAGUGAGUGACCAAGAAUCCAAAAAACAUGGCAGUCAGUGCUUCGAUCCUGCAACAAAUGAGAGAAUUCAGGCGGGAAAGAGACAGUAUGUGUGUGCCGAGUGUGGGAAAGCCUUUAGUCAGAGUGCGAACCUUACAGUACAUGAGCGAAUCCACACAGGAGAGAAACCCUAUAAGUGUAAAGAGUGUGGAAAAGCCUUCAGCCAUAGCUCCAACCUUGUUGUGCAUCGGCGAAUCCACACGGGACUGAAGCCCUACACGUGCAGUGAAUGUGGGAAAUCUUUCAGUGGUAAGUCGCACCUCAUUCGCCACCAGGGAAUCCACAGUGGGGAGAAAACUUACGAAUGUAAGGAGUGUGGGAAAGCUUUUAGUCGGAGUUCAGGGCUUAUUUCACAUCAUAGAGUUCACACCGGGGAGAAGCCAUACACUUGUAUCCAGUGUGGGAAAGCCUUUAGCCGUAGCUCAAACCUUACUCAGCAUCAGAGAAUGCACAAAGGAAAAAAAGUUUACAAAUGUAAGGAGUGUGGGAAAACAUGUGUGUCCAAUACAAAGAUUAUGGACCAUCAGAGAAUUCACACAGGGGAGAAGCCUUAUGAAUGUGAUGAGUGUGGAAAAGCUUUCAUCUUAAGGAAGACCCUUAAUGAACAUCAGAGACUUCAUCGUAGAGAGAAACCUUACAGAUGUAAUGAGUGUGGGAAAGCUUUUACUUCUAAUCGAAACCUUAUCGAUCAUCAGAGAGUUCACACUGGAGAGAAACCCUAUAAAUGUAACGAAUGUGGAAAAACCUUCAGACAGACUUCUCAAGUUAUUCUGCAUUUGCGAACCCACACUAAGGAGAAACCCUAUAAGUGCAGUGAGUGUGGAAAAGCCUAUCGUUACAGCUCACAGCUAAUUCAACACCAGAGGAAACAUACUGAGGAGAAAGAAACCUCAUAAAUAACAUGUAUUGUUGGUAGGAGGACUAAUUGCUACUUUCCAGAAAAGCAGUUUUUCAGUAUCAUCAAUUUAAUUGUAUUUCUAAAAACGCAUACAGGGAAAGUAAUCAGAAGCAGACUGAUUAACGUAUGAGAGAUUCAUGCCAGCAAGGUGUAGAGUU
This is a messenger RNA of Pteronotus mesoamericanus, 1568 nucleotides long. It is a transcript of the gene ZNF660, whose product is annotated as zinc finger protein 660. The record is from RefSeq and is a predicted model, not a curated record. Gene Ontology annotation, molecular function: RNA polymerase II cis-regulatory region sequence-specific DNA binding; DNA-binding transcription factor activity, RNA polymerase II-specific. NCBI's taxonomy places the organism in Eukaryota, Metazoa, Chordata, Mammalia, Chiroptera, Mormoopidae. Gene Ontology annotation, cellular component: PcG protein complex; chromatin; transcription regulator complex. The transcript has 2 exons. Bases 413 to 1408 code for a protein of 331 amino acids. Gene Ontology annotation, biological process: regulation of transcription by RNA polymerase II.